AACCAGUCAGUCAUGUUCCAGCUGCGGUCGUGAUAUGAUGCGUCGUGUGUCUCUCUGCCUAUCGGAUUGUAUCGUGGUCUUCGAAGUCGUUCUCGGCAGACUGUAGGAAUCACCGCGACUCCUGCAAAAGGCAGUUGUUUUUUUACACUGAGGUGAUUUGGUGGGAUGCUUUGCUGUGUGUGGAACCUGUAUAGCUUCCGAGAAUUAUGUAAAAUAAAAGCAGAGCAAGAUGGAGUGGACGGUAUGUGGAUGGCUGUGGUACACAAAAAACGCCGUCUUGCGUAAAUUCGGCUCGAACCGAAACCUCUUCUCGAGUGUGUUACUGGUGAUCCUCUCCGUCACCUUUCUGUGCACCUUCCACGUCGCCGUCCUGAAGCAGAGAGGGGGCGCGGCACUCGAGAGACUGACAUCCUUCGGAUCGAUCGGUCCUCUGAAGGAUAUCGCCCAAGAGGUUGUGCCCGGUCUGGUGGCCGAGGAUGCACAGCCCCCUCGUAAGAAUUUCGGCCAGGGUCCGUCACUCCAAGGAGGGGGGAAGAAGGCCGGUCCCAAUCGCAGGUACAUGGCGAAUAAGGGCAAGAAGAUGAAGCCCUUCAACCACAGGUCCUUCGUGAAGAAGGGGGGGAUCGGAAACAGGAGGGACAGGCUGAUGUUUCCGUGGUCCGAUCCCAGAAGGAAGAUCGGACCGCCCGCCUCUCAGGUUCUGGCCAAACCGAAGCUUCAUACGGGAGCCUACCAGGAUGACGUCGUCGUUGGGGGUAACAUCGAGUGGACGAAGGAAGUCGAAAAGGAGCGUCGGAAGGAGCUUCGACAGAGGUCCCUCAAAGUUAAGCAUGAGUGUGAAAAAGACGACAGGGGGAAGCUUCGACUCCGCUUGGGAAAGGUGUAUGAACACCUGAAAUGGGCCACUAAUCAUGGCCUCAUCUACUGCCCCAUAUUUAAGGCCGGGUCCACGACCUGGAUGAAGAACCUGCUGACGUUAGCGAGGGAGACGCAUUUCAACGGCAGUCUGCACGCUAAGGUCACCAGCCUCUACCCGACGCCCAACGGGCGCCAAAGGAUCGAGAACCUCCUGCAGAAGUCGCUGAAGUUCAUGAUCGUCAGGCACCCCUUCGAGAGGCUUCUCUCGGCCUACAGAGACAAAAUGCUACGAGUACUGAAGACUGACGAUCCAUACAGACAGAUGCAGCUGACAAUCCUCAAGGAUUACGGCCACAUAGGAACCAACGCCUCCUCUCCAGGGGACCAGAGCAACGGAGGGUCACCUAAGGAAACCUCACACCCAUCUUUCCUACAGUUUCUGUACAAAGUUCGCGACGAGAUGCAGUUCUUCUGGAAAAUCAUGGACGGCGCAGUUGUAGACCCCCACUGGACGCCAUAUUGGUACUCCUGCGCUCCCUGUCAAAUCCAAUAUGAUAUCAUAGCAAAGAUGGAAACCCUCGAUCUAGAUCAGGAAUUCAUCAUCCACGCGGGCAAUCUUCAGGAUGCUCUAGUCAACGCACGCACUCACGCAUCAAAAUUCGACGGAUAUUCGGACUCGGAAACAGCCGCCAACGAAUACUUCAAAGUCAUCCCCUUAGGACUGCUGAAGGAACUUGAGCAGCUGUAUUGGCCAGACUUCAAACUCUUCGGAUACGACGCUGACAAGUAUUUCAAAAUGACCCGUGAUGGCGAGUGAAUAGUUCUACCCUUCCUUGGAUGAAAUAUAGCGAAAUAGGGAGAGGAAUUGAAUUAAUUUAUCGUUUUAUCCCUGGUGCGUGCCCUAGAAACCCCUGGAAGAGGUUGAAGAAACCUGUAGAUGAUUUGGGAAGAUUUACUAUACCACCUUUGGCUUGUGUUGUCUUCGAAGUCCUUCGCAAACCGAACAAGAAGAAGAAGAAAGUCUGGCUAUCAGAGAUUUCUUACUUAACCUAAGGGACUUCAAGACGUCUGUAGGCAAGAGGGGCGUUUGCAUGUUGGUAUGAGGUUUCUAUAUUGGCUCUCUCAUUCAAAUCGUGACGUAAAUACAGAAAGAAUUAUGGGUCUGCCACUUCGCGUCACAAUGAACUUCAUUCGUGCUGAAAUGAAAAGUGGAUCACGCAUUGUUUUCUACUUUUGUUUAUCCAAAUUAAGACAGUUCUGGUGGCCCCCUAAAGAUAAUAUGGGCCGGAAGUAAUAACAUGAGCCUGGGGAAUAAAUACCACUGGAAGCAUAUAUACAAGAUUUGUAACAAUCCAGAAUACUUACCUAAGAAAUAGUCCCAUCUUGAAGCAAGCACUGACAUUGAAAAAUCAAACCCAACAUGGUGAAAGUUUAAAAACAAACACUGCAGUGCCGUUAAUGUUGAUUAUUUUUUUGUGAGCUAAAACCAAGAGCAUGCGUAACUCAUAAUCAAAUUUAUGUUUUAAUGCAACGUAAAGUUUUUUAUGCUUGCCAUUGAUUGCAUUAGUACUUACAUUGAGGAAAUGUGACUGAUAGUGUUAAUGGAGUUGGCAUGUUUCUUUUCCUCUACAUAUCCAAAGUAUCGUUUAAAUAUAUCGUUUGUUAUGACAGAUUUUUUUCCGACGAAACUAUAUAUCAGAAGUAGAUAACGCAUAGUCAUUGCUACAUUUACAUUCAUAUUCUUAUUUAUGCGAAAAGGUUAUGUUUGUUUCCUGUACUUUUGUAUUGUAUGAAAACAAAAUAAGAGAAAAAAAAAAUAAUUGUUGUAGAAUGCUAGACGUUGUGAGUUGUAUUUGUAAUAGAAAAUAAAGACUACAGACCGGGUUU
Molecule: messenger RNA, 2745 nt
Organism: Macrobrachium nipponense
Lineage: Eukaryota; Metazoa; Arthropoda; Malacostraca; Decapoda; Palaemonidae
Product: carbohydrate sulfotransferase 13-like
Exons: 7
Coding region: 230-1675 (481 amino acids)
Biological process (GO): carbohydrate biosynthetic process
Cellular component (GO): membrane
Molecular function (GO): sulfotransferase activity
Source: RefSeq, a predicted model, not a curated record